Molecule: messenger RNA, 1194 nt
Organism: Hippocampus zosterae (dwarf seahorse)
Lineage: Eukaryota; Metazoa; Chordata; Actinopteri; Syngnathiformes; Syngnathidae
Product: zinc transporter 6-like
Exons: 9
Coding region: 9-1175 (388 amino acids)
Biological process (GO): transmembrane transport; monoatomic cation transport
Cellular component (GO): membrane
Molecular function (GO): monoatomic cation transmembrane transporter activity
Source: RefSeq, a predicted model, not a curated record
GUUUUUCAAUGAGACACACGAAGAAGAAAAGGAAAAGGAAGAAGGAGGAUCUGACGCGCUCAGCGAUGGCCUCGAUGGACUCGCUGCUGCUGUCCACGUCCGAGGCGGCGCCGUCCUACCUCAGUACGGCCGACUAUUACCCCAGAAAAUUGGGGCCCAAGCCCGAUGUUGUUCCGACCGGCGUGACCGAGCGAAAGGUGGGCCCGCUGGACAAACCGGACAUGGUUGCGGUGGACGUCAUCAACGUCAGCGAACACGAAAUGCCCCCAAUGCACAAGAAGAAACAUGACACGUAUGUCCUGGGCACGAUCCAUCCCUUCAGGAAGACCCACAGGUCUUUACCUGGAAAACUCAUGCAAGAAUUGCGAUUGGUCACGUCUGACAGACGGUCCUGGAGGAUUCUGCUGUUUGGUUUCCUCAACCUGAUGUGCACCGCCUGUCUGCUCGUGUGGUGCAGCUCCACCAACAGCAUGGCUCUGACAGCCUACACCUACCUGACCAUCUUUGAGCUCUUCAGCUUGGUCACGUGUCUGAUCAGCUCCUGGGUGAGCAUGAAGAAGCCCAGCCAGGUCUUCUCCUUCGGGUUUGACCGUCUGGAGGUUUUGGCCGUUUUUGCGUCCACUGUGCUGGUCCAGCUGGGAGCCUUGUUCAUCCUCAAGGAGAGCUUCGAGCGCUUCAUGGAGCAGCCGGAGGUCCACACCGGCCGCCUGCUGGUGGGCACCUUUGUGGCUCUCCUCUUCAACCUGCUGACUCUCAUGUCGGUACGCAACAAACCCUUCGCCUGCGUGUCCCAAGGUACGUCAACACUUGCGGCACGCAUGUUUUCCUGCUUAAAUGAGAAGAAUAAUCCUCGGCGUCACGAGGGAAGCGGGGACAAUUCGAUUUUGCGCUGGAUUAUGUUUAUUGUGAUGAUGAUGAUGAUGAUGAUGAGGGAUGACAUCAUGUCGCCGAGGUUCAACGGUGACACCGUGGUCAUAAUAAUGCCGUCAGGUCGACAAAAAGGCGGCCCGGUAGUCCAGUGGUUAGCACGUGGGCUUCACAGUGCAGAGGUACCGGGUUCGAUUCCAGCUCCGGCCUCCCUGUGUGGAGUUUGCAUGUUCUCCCCGGGCCUGCGUGGGUUUUCUCCGGGUGCUCCGGUUUCCUCCCACAUUCCAAAAACAUGCAUGGUAGGCUGAUUGGACGCUCUAAAUUGUC